AUGUUUCAUCGACAAACACCAAUAGAAUCACAAUUUCAGUCUCGAAUUUUAAACAAUUUAAAUGCUGAAAUUGCCUCUGGUGCAAUUUCAAAUAUUUCUGAAGCAAUUGAAUGGAUUCAUUUUACUUAUUUUUAUAUUCGUUUACGCAAAAAUCCGUUACAGUAUGGAGUUGAUUGGAAAGAAUUGAGAAGAGAUUCACAAUUAAAUGCUUAUUUAUCUGAUUUUUGUCAUAGUGCUGCGAGACGUUUGGAUGGUAAUAGGAUGAUACGUUAUGAUCCAAUGUAA
Molecule: messenger RNA, 285 nt
Organism: Meloidogyne enterolobii
Lineage: Eukaryota; Metazoa; Nematoda; Chromadorea; Rhabditida; Meloidogynidae
Source: the annotation of a GenBank genome assembly